AUCUCUUGCCGACAGGGAUCUUACACGCAACGCCGCGAAAUUCGGAGCUGUAUCGAUAAACGAAAGAAAAUCGCUCCGGACACCGAAACAAAUACCAAAAAAAAAACCUAUGGUCAUAGGGUGGUAACGCUGACAUGGUUAGGGCGCCGGAGUAGUGAUGUGCGCAGAGCGAUGCGGCCUGUGCUCAUAGCCGCUUGCUUACUGCUGCUUGCGCCCAUCACCGAUUCUUGGUGGGCGUCUGGCAGCGCAGUGAUCCUGGAUCCUCGCAUGGUGUGCAAGAAGAACAGACGCACGCGCGGGCGGCUCGCGCAGAUCUGCAAGAACGAGACUGGUCUGCUGAAGGAAAUCAGUCGAGGAGUCACGCUGGGGGCGACAGAGUGCGCGCACCAGUUCAGGCACCGCCGGUGGAACUGCACUACGCAGAGGCGGAGCAUGAGGAAGAUACUCAUGAGGGAUACAAGGGAAACAGGGUUCGUGAAUGCGAUCACCGCGGCCGGUGUCACAUACGCCAUCACCAGGGCGUGUACCGCGGGCUCGCUACUGGAAUGCUCGUGUGAAAAGGGCGUACCGAAACCUCGCCGCGGGAGAACGCAAGUGCCCCAGCCCCCGUCUCCAGCGCAGACAGACCAGUGGCAAUGGGGCGGCUGCAGCGACAACGUCCGCUUCGGCCUGCAGAAGUCCAGGGAGUUCAUGGACAGUAGAUACAGGAAGAGGAGUGACAUCAAAACCCUGAUAAAGCUGCAUAAUCACAACGCUGGGAGGUUGGCAAUUAGAAAUAAUAUGAAAGUGGAGUGUAAAUGCCACGGGCUGUCAGGCUCCUGCACUCUUCGGACUUGUUGGUGGAGAAUGCCCACCUUUAGAGAAGUUGGGGAACGUCUGAGAGACAAAUUUGAAGGUGCUGCUAAGGUGAUCUCAAGUAACGACGGCGAUAGUUUUAUGCCUGAAAGUCCUAAUAUUAAACGACCAGGGAAGAAAGAUAUAAUAUACUCAGAAGAGUCGCCUGAUUUCUGCACUCCUAACAUGAAGACUGGAUCACUUGGUACUGAAGGACGCCAGUGCAAUAUAAGCUCUGCAGGAACUGACAGUUGCGAUCAACUCUGCUGUAGAAGAGGUUAUUUACAAACAUCUAUCAAGGAGGCUGAAAAUUGCAAUUGUCAGUUUAAGUGGUGUUGCGAAGUCAUUUGCAAAACAUGUUAUGUGAAGCGAGACAUACAAACGUGCCUUUAAUGUGAUAGACAAUAAUUACGUGGUUAAAAUUUAAUUAAAGUAUUUUUUUAAACAAU
Messenger RNA from Maniola jurtina (meadow brown), 1283 nucleotides. RefSeq names its product protein Wnt-6 (gene Wnt6). Gene Ontology annotation, molecular function: frizzled binding; cytokine activity. The record is from RefSeq and is a predicted model, not a curated record. Gene Ontology annotation, cellular component: extracellular region. NCBI's taxonomy places the organism in Eukaryota, Metazoa, Arthropoda, Insecta, Lepidoptera, Nymphalidae. The transcript is spliced from 6 exons. Gene Ontology annotation, biological process: cell fate commitment; canonical Wnt signaling pathway; multicellular organism development. The coding region runs from base 172 to 1227 and encodes 351 amino acids.